Molecule: messenger RNA, 1647 nt
Organism: Malassezia pachydermatis
Lineage: Eukaryota; Fungi; Basidiomycota; Malasseziomycetes; Malasseziales; Malasseziaceae
Product: delta-1-pyrroline-5-carboxylate dehydrogenase
Exons: 2
Coding region: 1-1647 (548 amino acids)
Cellular component (GO): mitochondrial matrix
Molecular function (GO): L-glutamate gamma-semialdehyde dehydrogenase (NAD+) activity
Source: RefSeq, a predicted model, not a curated record
AUGUUGCCAGUUGCCCCAACGCUCGGUGAAUUCAAGCUUCCCAACAUUGACAAUGAGCCUAUGCGCAACUACGAGCCUAGCUCGAAGGACCGUGAAGAGCUCCAGAAGGCUGUCAAUGAGCUUCUGACAAGCGCCCCCUUCGAGGUGCCUGUCAUUAUUGAUGGACAAGAGUUCAAGACGGGCAAAAUGAACAAGCAGGUGAAUCCGGGCAAUCAUGCCCAAGUUCUCUGCAACUAUCAUGAGGCUGAUGAGCACAUGGUGCAGACGGCCAUUGAAGGCGCGUUGAAGGCGAAGGAGCAAUGGUCUUACAUGCCCUGGAGUGAGCGUGCGGCUAUCUGUAUGAAGGCUGCAGACCUGAUUGCGAAUAAGUACCGCUACAAACUUCUUGCUGCUACCAUGGUUGGUCAGGGUAAGAACGUUUGGCAGGCUGAAAUUGAUGCCGGUGCUGAGAUUUGCGACUUUUUGCGCUUUGGUGUCAAGUACGUCGAUGAUAUGUACCAGAUUCAGCCGCCACGCAACUCGCCUGGUGUCUGGAAUCGUACGGAGUACCGUCCCAUUGAGGGUUUCGUGUUGGCUGUUUCGCCAUUCAACUUUACCGCCAUUGCUGGUAACCUCGUGAUGACCCCUGCCAUGGUCGGUAACGUCGUGGUGUGGAAGCCUUCGCCUAUGGCUAUUUACUCCAACUACCUUGUGUACAAGAUCUUUGAGGAGGCUGGUGUACCCCCAGGUGUGAUUCAGUUCGUCCCUGGUCCGGCUGAGCCCGUGGUGGGUGCUGCGAUCAACCACCGUGACUUUGCGGGUCUGCAUUUCACCGGUUCGACGUUUGUGUUCAAGUCGCUUUGGAAGCAGAUUUCGCAGAACUUGGACCUGUACCGUGGCUACCCUCGCAUUGUUGGUGAGACUGGUGGCAAGAACUUCCACUUUAUCCACAAGUCGGCGAACAUUGACGUUGUUACGACGCAGUGCAUCCGUGCUGCGUUCGAAUACCAGGGUCAGAAGUGCAGUGCUCUUUCGCGUCUUUACGUACCCAAGUCGCUGUGGGAAGGCGGUCUGAAGGAGAAGCUGGUUGAGCGUACCAAGUCGCUGACGCUUGGCCCUGUGGAGCAGUUCCAGCACUUUAUGGGCCCUGUCAUUGCGAAGCACUCGUUCGACAAGAUUAUGGGCUUGAUUGAGGAGGGCAAGAAGGCUGGUGGUGAAGUCCUGGUGGGUGGCACGGGUGACGACUCGAAGGGCUACUACGUGCAGCCGACGAUCAUCGAAACCAAGGACCCCCGCUCAGUGACUAUGGUCAAGGAGAUUUUCGGCCCUGUGAUUACCGUAUACGCCUACCCUGACGACCAGAUUGAAGAGACAUGCGAGUUGGUCGACUCUACGACCGAGUACGCUCUCACUGGCUCGAUUUUCGCCUCGGACCGUCACGCUCUCAUCCACAUCAGCAACCUGCUGCGCAACGCAUCGGGUAUGAUGUACUACAACGACAAGUGCACUGGUGCCGUGGUCGGCCAACAGCCCUUCGGUGGCGCGCGUGGCUCGGGUACGAACGACAAGGCUGGUAGUAUGAACAUCUUCUUCCGUUUCGUGUCGCCACGUACGAUCAAGGAGUCGAUGCUUGACCCGUCGACGCACCUGUACCCCUCGAACUACUAA